Cicer arietinum (chickpea) is the source of this 1952-nucleotide messenger RNA. Its product is annotated as rho GTPase-activating protein 2-like. The record is from RefSeq and is a predicted model, not a curated record. Gene Ontology annotation, molecular function: GTPase activator activity. Lineage: Eukaryota; Viridiplantae; Streptophyta; Magnoliopsida; Fabales; Fabaceae. Gene Ontology annotation, biological process: signal transduction.
CGUUAUUUAAAAAAGAAUAGAAAAAGCUUAGUUCUGAGUAGUAGAGAGAAAAUUGAAUGCAAGCCAACAAAACACAUUAACUAACGCACUCUUCCAACUUCUCUCUCAAAUUUAAAACACACUGUCCUUCCUUCUCAAAUAGAGAGAGAGAAGAAUGACUGGUCUGGUAAUGGUAACCAGAGGCGGUGGUUGCGGUGGAGGACCCAAAAGAACAAGACCAACCCCAACACCUGAAGAAGAACAACAGAACCAACUUUCACUUGUAGCGUUACUCUUAGCAGCACUCAGAAAAUCUAUGGUAGCAUGCAGAGUAGAUCGACCUGAUGAAGUCAUCUCCACCGUUCAUCACAUCGACAUGGAGAUCGGAUGGCCAACCGACGUUCAGCAUAUUACUCAUGUUACCUUCGAUCGCUUCAAUGGCUUUCUCGGUCUCCCUGUUGAGUUCGAGGUUCAGAUCCCUGGUCGUGUUCCCAGUGCUAGUGUAAGUGUGUUUGGCGUCUCAGCAGAAUCUAUGCAGUGUACUUAUGAUUCAAAAGGAAACAGUGUCCCCACUAUUCUCAUGCUAAUGCAGGACCGUUUAUAUUCUCAGGGAGGAUUGAAGGCUGAAGGUAUAUUUCGUAUAAACCCAGAAAAUAGUAAAGAGGAGCAUGUGAGGAACCAGUUGAAUUGUGGUAUUGUGCCUGAUGACAUUGAUGUCCACUGCUUGGCGGGACUAAUAAAAGCAUGGUUCCGAGAGCUUCCUUCCGGAGUGCUGGAUGGACUUUCCCCUGAACAAGUUCUUCAGUGCAACACAGAAGAAGAAUCUAUUGAGCUUGUGAAGCAGCUAAAACCAACUGAGUCUGCCUUACUAAGUUGGGCCAUUGAUCUCAUGGCUGAUGUUGUCCAAGAGGAGGAGCAUAACAAAAUGAAUGCAAGAAAUAUUGCGAUGGUUUUUGCUCCAAACAUGACUCAGAUGUCCGAUCCUCUAACUGCUCUAAUGCACGCGGUUCAAGUGAUGAACUUGCUCAAGACAUUGAUAAUGAAAACCCUUAGGGAACGUGAAGAAACUGCAACAGGUGGAUAUUCACCAAUGUCCUUUCGCUCAUCAUGUCGCCAGUCAGAGGAUGAAUACGACAGUCAGCGGGAAACAGAAACUAUUGGCUAUUCACCCAUGUCGAUUCGCUCAUCAUAUCAUUCUGAGGAUGAAUACGACAGUCAACGUGAAAUGAACGCAAGCGGUGAAUUGAGAAGGACAAAAUCAGAUUUUGACAAUCACACUCAUUACCGAAAUAGCAGCAAAGAAGAAUUGGAGGCUGAAUCUCUGAGCGAGAUAGAAGAAUGCUUCUUAAAACAGUUGGAUGACAGCACCCCCAAAGAAUUACCAGAAGAACCUGCAGAUUAUUUGCAAGAAUAUCCAAACUCCAAAAGUUGCUGUGGCUAUAAUGUGGAACCUGAUGUAUUGAUCACUGAUAGCAAAAGUGCAAAUUUCUGCUUGAGUUCCGAUAGAGAAAAGUUAAAAGCGGACACAGCUAUUCCAUUACAAGGAUGGAGAGACACCGAAGAAGUGGAGAUGAUUGAUAAAUUUACAGAUUCUGUUUCGCCGGUGUCGCUGCUUGCAUCCAGCUAAGAACUGGUUUUCUUUUUCGGUAGUUUUUAAGUACCUUGUUUCAGAUUUUGUCUGUACAAGCUUGUGUAAAUUGUUGGUACAUGAAGUAGGAACUGUUUUGCUUAUUAUUGGGGGCAGAUUAUGUUCAGUUUAGGGCUGAAUUUGAUCUGGUUCUGUGUAUGUUUGUGUACCGAACAACUCUAACCAUGACAAAUGGGGUUAGCUAUUGGCUUAGGAGUGGCCACAUUUUCAAAUUUGAGGUAGGUGAAAGUUGUAAGCAAUAGGGAGAUUGAUUUAUUUAGCAUGAAGAUGAUAUUUUCUAUUUAUCUUGUUUAUGAUCAUAAUUUGAUUGGUUCCAUAUUUUCAC